ACCAAAUGCUUUACCAUCCUUUGUGGAUUCACGAAACAUUGGCUCACCUUCCAUUGUUAGGCCAAAUGCCCAUCUGGGUUCUCGGAACUUGGAUUCACCUUUACAUAUAUGGCCCAGCCCUUUACCAUCUCACCUUGACUCCAGGAACUUGGACUCGCCUUCUCAUCACUGGCCCAAUGCCUUGCCUAGUUACUUUGAUAAUCGAAACCUGGAUUCUCCCUGUAAUUUUUGCUUUACACCCGUGGGUGGGAGAUCACUGUGUUCUUCCCCCGUUCCGCCUUCCUUUAUAGAGCACUUUGAUUCCAUGGCAGCAGGAAUGUUUCCACCAACAUCCAACUCCUACUUUCCAUACAUGGACCCCAGCUCUCAUGGUUCAUACUCCCAGGCCUCAGCAUUUGUUCCUCUGCAUAUGCCCCAACCAUCUGCAACCCAGCCGAACCACUCCUCCCCCUGUGUGACUCCCUCACCAAAAGCCAUUUCCUAUGAUUCCAGAGGCAUACGGGGUGCCUUGCCUACUGUUAGGAUUGAUUCAGCUCCUGAGCUUAGACGCUCCUUGUCUCCUCAUUCCUUGUCCUCCCCAACCACCCCAUAUACAACUCCUCCCCGUCCUCAAAGUCUAACCCCCGGUGGAACCGUUUUCAAGAGAGCGAC
Molecule: messenger RNA, 651 nt
Organism: Lymnaea stagnalis (great pond snail)
Lineage: Eukaryota; Metazoa; Mollusca; Gastropoda; Lymnaeidae
Source: the annotation of a GenBank genome assembly